UAUACCCCAAACAAACCAAAUAUACUUAAUCAUUUUGUUUGCUUUGGUUAUGUAUAUGCUGAAGCUUGUUGCUAGGCAACUAUCGGCUAGUCCCUUCCUUCCUUCCUUCCUUCCAUGCGUCCAUCCACCUUUCCUCGCUUCCUUGCUCUCUACUCCCUCUCUCUCUUCUCAGCAUCAGCCCCCACCUCCUCUGCCGCAACUCACGCACGCUUUACGUGCCUUGUCAUCACGCACUGGUACAGAUUCGGGCUUGCAUCUCGCGUGGUGCUUUUCCAGCCCGGAGGCGGAUUCACGCCAGAAAACACGCAGAGGCGUCAUCAAAACGUGGACUGAUGAGAUGGUGGUUUCAAGUGCGGCUUGAUGCUAAAUAUGCAUCGUCCGGAUGGCGGAGGAGGGUGCAGUGAGCUCAACGUCCGGGGCACUUAACGAGGCGAGUGGACGUGAUGCCCGCGUGACUGCGGGGAGGCAAAGCGGCUGCACACCAGGCGGACUUGUCACUCUUCGAUCUCCGCGAUCAUUUAUCAAUCGAGAUCGAAAACUGGCUCACGUUGACUAGGUGAGAGAUCUUGUUCUUUUCUCUCUCUCUCGCUCUCUCUCUCGGUGGUCCGAAGAGAAGGUCGGCCGAUGCUCCGCCCAGGAGGAGAACACUACCGCACACAAGCGGCCCACAGGCUGAGAGAGAUGAAAGUCUGUCCGUUUUUCUUCUUUUGGGAUGUUUGACAACGUGAGGCCUCCCGCUGCUUGCCGCAAUGUCAUCUGCGAGAGAGUGGAAGUAGGAGAAAGAAAGAGGGGGGAAAAAUCCAAGUAAGCGUGCAAACGUGUCCAUGUGAGCCACACAGAGGAGUCUUAUUGCAGGAGGAGGAGCUGUGAGCUGUAUUGACUUAUACAGCCAUGGCUGCAACAGUCAAAUGAGCGGUUUGUGUGCUUCAUUCUCAACUUUCUGCUGAGCAGGCUCACAAUGUUCAGCCAGCCUUAAGAACUAUAAAUUGAGUCCCAACCUCCUCCCAUUACAUCUCCAAUAUGCCCUCGCCGUCAGACUCCAGCAGCGUGGCGUCCGCUUCGGGGUCUCGGGGCUGGUCGGACAGCCGCCGGGGCAUCUCGGGGCGAGGCCCCGGGGGGGCGCGCUUGCUCCUCUACCUGGGUCUGUGCCACCUGGGCCUGGGGGCCAUGGUGCUGGCCUUCUCCUUCACCAGCAUGGCCUUCACCUCAUCAGCUCGCGUGAGGCAGUCCUGUCCCUUCUGGGCUGGAUUUUUUGUGGUGGCAUCCGGAAUAGUCGGCAUUAUUUCGUGGAGGAGACCUUUAACGCUGGUGGUGUCUCUGUUCAUGCUGCUGUCUGCGGUGUGCGUGAUCCUCAGCCUGGCCGGCUCCAUGCUCUCCUGUCAGAAUGCACAGAUGGUCAAGUCCAUGCUCACAUGCCAGGUGGAGAAUGGUCGAUGCGUGUGUUGCGCACUUGGCGAAUCCUGCUCCAGCAAAGAGGAUGGAACCCUCGUCCUCAACCUAAAUUCGGACUGCCACUCAGUCCGGCAUCAACUGAAGGACUUGUUGUUUAGCGCUUGUGGUCUCAGCAUUCUAUCCACCAUCAUCUGCACUCUGUCCACGGUCACUUGCAGCAUCCACAUUUUCUCCCUGGACCUCAUCCAUUUGCUGGCGCCUCACCGUUCUCGUUCCGUCAACCCGGAAUGCACCACGCCUCAGGACGCCUUCCUGACCAACAUCAUGGACUUCGAAGAGUUUGUUCCACCCAUUCCGCCACCCCCUUACUAUCCUCCCGAGUACACUUGCAGCUCUGAGACAGACGCCCAAAGUAUCACCUACAACGGGUCCAUGGAGAGCCCCAUUCCGCUCUACCCGACGGACUGUCCUCCUCCCUACGAGGCCGUGAUGGGACAAAGAGCUGCCAGCCAGGCAACAAUGUUCGACCAACACGGCGUUGAGUUGUCCGGCGAGCGAGUGACUUCAACAGCUUUUAGUGGAGAAGUCUCCAUGGACAGCGGAUCUCUGCUCAUGUCAGAGAUCGUGGACAUCCCAGACGAUUCGUCCCCAUCCGAGGACUCCUGCCUGCUGGAGGUGGCGCUGAGGAAUCACGGCGGCAGGGCCGGCAGGGCGGCCAGCGAGGCGAGCGACGGACCGGACAGCGGAGCGGACCGUCCCGGCCUCCGUUGUCCUCGCUCCCAGACACCGGAAAGCCCUCUGGCAGGGGGACCCAGAGCCAGAUGCUUUCUCAGAGGAGAGAGGUCCAACUCUUGCUCUUCGCCCAGUACUGCAACCACCACAUACAGGUCUCCAGCGUUGCGGCGUCAAGCAUCGCUAGUUCGAAGCUGUUCCCAACUGGAGGUUGUAGCGGGGUCAACCUCGCGACAGCAAACCUGCAUACCGGACAUCCGAGUUCGUCCCUCCACUCCUUUACACCGAGCGACUGCCCGUGACUCCUCGGAUCCCCAAAACAACGAGCAGUGCGUUGACCAGAGCAAAGGACCUCCAUUACAGCACCAGACUCUGUACCUGCGACGGCGGGGUGGGAGGAAUAAGGGCGAGGGCAACAGAAAUGACGGUGACGGCCUCCUGCGCAUCUUGAGGUCACACAGUGAGCCAGGCCUCAGCUCCUCUUCAGCUCCAGCUGACUUGAGCUUUGGGUGCAGCAAAGCUUCUCCAGACAUAGGUCCAUCCUCUGAGGCAUUGCCAGUCCCCCGUACAUCUUUGCCUCCAGCUACCGCUUUGCCAAAAAAAGACAACGUGAAGUCCACAGAUCCGGGGGUCCAAGUUCCCUCCAAAGGCCCGCCUGUGUCACCCUUGCGGUUACCCAGAGAAUAUCACCGCUCGCUUGGAGACCUCAAGGUGACACGAGUUCUGGUUGCUCGCUUCCUGCAGCGCUCCAAACGUAACCUUUCGCCCUCCUCGGAGCACGCUGGGGGUACAGGGCAAAUACCAAAAAGGAGGGGAGGGGCCGAGGGCACCGCCACAAACCAUCUGUCUUUGGAGCAAGUUUGGCGGGCCCCUUGGAGCACCAGUCGAGGUCAACCCAACCACCACGCCCACCAGCGCACCCACCAUCACUCCCACAGCGACAGCAGACACAACCGCAGGCACAGCGGCCGCGCCCCGGAGGGCAUCCACCUGCGCAGCUGUGGGGAUCUGAACUCCUCGUCCUCCGUGUCCGUACGCCGAUUAGUGUCGCCUCACCUGCAUCGUGGAUCCUCGGGAGCACUCUACUCAGAGUCUGCACUGUGACGAGAAGGACGGUGAAGAGUUUUUGAGUAUCAGUCAGACAUCUGAGACCUAUCAACUCCAAAGUCUUCUGGCCUUACUCAAUAAGUUCUG
This is a messenger RNA of Syngnathoides biaculeatus (alligator pipefish), 3318 nucleotides long. RefSeq names its product family with sequence similarity 189 member B (gene entrep3). The transcript is spliced from 14 exons. Lineage: Eukaryota; Metazoa; Chordata; Actinopteri; Syngnathiformes; Syngnathidae. The record is from RefSeq and is a predicted model, not a curated record. The coding region runs from base 1021 to 3228 and encodes 735 amino acids. Gene Ontology annotation, cellular component: membrane.